CUCCUUAACACCCGUUAUGGAUAAUAAGGCAGCAGCAACGACGCUACAGCAAAAUACAACAUCUUCGAAACCAGUGGAUGUUGUGGUGUCGCCGGUGGUUGUCAAUAACAACAACAACAAUAAUAACAAUAACAUAAAUACCAAGAUAACAACCACCACCGCGUCCUCCAACGGUAUCAAAGAAAAUAACAGUAAUAAUAUCACAGCAACAACAACGUCAACAGCUUCCAUACCAAUUGUGGUUACCAAUACAUUGGCCAGUGGUGGUAAUACAACAAGUUCCGGUUCUUCAUCGCCACCAUUUUCAGCGGCUAUUAAAAAGGAGCCAGAGGGCGAAGCCGAUGUAAAAUUCUCGGCGGCGGCGGCUAAGCAUAAAAAAGUCGGCGGCGGCUAA
Molecule: messenger RNA, 394 nt
Organism: Musca vetustissima
Lineage: Eukaryota; Metazoa; Arthropoda; Insecta; Diptera; Muscidae
Product: anaphase-promoting complex subunit cdh1-like
Exons: 2
Coding region: 17-394 (125 amino acids)
Source: RefSeq, a predicted model, not a curated record